Molecule: messenger RNA, 1258 nt
Organism: Anopheles stephensi (Asian malaria mosquito)
Lineage: Eukaryota; Metazoa; Arthropoda; Insecta; Diptera; Culicidae
Product: inosine-uridine preferring nucleoside hydrolase-like
Exons: 2
Coding region: 173-1114 (313 amino acids)
Molecular function (GO): hydrolase activity, hydrolyzing N-glycosyl compounds
Source: RefSeq, a predicted model, not a curated record
CAUGCUUCGCUCGCCAAACGGCGGUAAUACAAAACCAAACAAGUAAACUAAAAGCUCAACAAAGAAAUCCCUUCACAACUAGAUCACUCGUGCAGUUGUUCUAGUUCACCGUGUAGUUGAUAACGAGAUUUAACAGCGCUUGAAGCAGAUUGUACACCCCAAUUGCUGAAGAAUGGCCCUACCAAGGAAGGUAAUUAUCGAUCUGGAUGUCGGAACGGACGAUGCGUGGGCCCUUUGGAUGCUGCUGAAGUGUGAAAAGUCGUACGGAUACGAGGUGAUCGGUAUCACGUGCGUGAACGGCAACACAACAGUGAACAACGUGGUGGAAAACACACUCACCUUGCUGACCGCGAUGGGCCGUACAGAUGUGCCGGUAUUCCGGGGUGCUGAAGAACCACUGAUACUUCCGUCGGAAAAGAAAGAUGUCAGCAGCUUUCACGGCGUAAACGGGCUCGGUGACAUAGACUUUGGUAUUAAGGCCGAUCGGAAACCGCUUCAACAAGAGCACGCAGUUAGUGCAAUAACACGUCUGCUCCAACAACACAAAGGACAGGUCGAUUUGAUUUUUGUCGGUCCACUUACGAAUCUGGCACUCGCCAUGAAGCUUCAGCCGGGCCUGCUAAGCAUGGCUGGACAGCUGUACAUCAUGGGUGGCAAUCGGCAUGGCGUCGGAAAUAUAACGUGGUCAGCCGAGUUUAAUUUCCACACCGACCCGGAAGCUGCUCAAAUCGUACUUCAAAAGGAGUACUGUCCGGUUACGAUUGUGCCGUGGGAAACGUGCCAAAGACACGCGAUCCCCAUGCAGUGGCGUAUGGAAGUGUUGGGAGCAAACGAAGAACAACCCGUACUGCGCAUUCUGAAUGCAGUCGAGCAAAAGACGUACGCUCAGCGAACGCAUUGGAUGCCGUGCGAUGCGUAUCUGGUAGCUGCGUACGUGUUGCCGGGCUGUGUGGAGAAAGCACACCUGUACUCAGUGGAUGUGGAGCUGCACGGUGCACUAACCCGUGGACAGAUGAUACUGAACCACAAGCUGCAGGGAAAUGGCCACGUGCGUAUCGUUGACGAUAUCAAUGAGGUAGCGUUUAAAGAGCUUUGCUUCAAAACAGUUGCUUGAGUGGGGAAUGAAUUGGAUACACCGGUUGCUGUAUCAUCCCGAUGUGCCUUAUGAUGUAGCCUUAUACUCAAUGCUUUUAUUUGUAUCAGUUUCCCUUUACAUAGUGACUAUGUAGAUGAGAAUAAAAAUAUUAUUUUAAAAAGA